UUAGCUAGCCAGAGAGCGAGUAGCUCCUUGCUGGUAUAAGAAUGUUAAUGCAAACUCAGCAGUGAAGGAGCAAUAUACAUCAACUCAUAGCCAGAGCUGCAAUUGCUUCUUGAAAAUGGAAAAAAACGUUCAUGCACCUAGACCAACAGAACAAUUGAAAGUGCUAGGAAGGAAUUCCCCUCAUGAAGACUCCAGGACAAGAAGAUUUCUUACAGGAUGAUACUCGUGCGAUGAAUGCAAUUUUAAUCUGGAUUUAGCAUGCGCUUCUUCAACUAAUGAUCUAUUACUUGAAGAGAAGUGGCAGAGACUUAAAGACGGCAAGAAAAAGGAAAUUCAACAUUACUGCCACCUUCACAAGCUGGCCAUCUUCAAAUAUAGGAAGAUAAGAGCAGAUGACUACAAUUGUAGUUGGUGUGGAAAGCGUCUAUCAGAAGUGUGCUAUGGCUGUGUAAAAUGUAAGUUCUUCCUUCAUGAGUUGUGUGGGGAUAAGGUACAGAGAACACUUUAUCAUCCUUUUCAUCCUUCGCACCCUCUUCGCUUGCACUCCAUAUUCGGCAGCCCUUGCAAUGCUUGUGGAAAAUAUUCUUAUGGUACAGGAGGUUAUGGGACUGCUAACUAUUGCUGCCUAAUAUGCAGCUUUUUCCUUCAUUUUCACUGCGCUAAACUCUUACCCACCCUUAGAGCAAAGUGUCACGACCACCCUCUCACUUAUUUCAAUAUCAUGAGAUACGAUUGGGAAAGUUUCAAUAUCAUGAGUUACGACUGGAGAAGUCCUUUUCGUUGUCAUGUCUGUAAAGAGUUUUGCGGUGAUAAUUUCUACCGUUGUGUGCAAUGCGAUUUCAGCGUCCAUCUUUGUUGUGUUCCAAUACCAUCUUCAAUUAAACAUAGAUAUCACAGGCAUCCACUCACUCAUAUGGACAAGAUUAAAGAAGAUGAUUCUGGAGAAUAUUAUUGUGAUGUUUGUGAGAAUGAAAGGAAUCCAAUGAAUCAUGUUUAUUGUUGUGAAGAAUGCACAUUUACUGCUCAUGCUGAUUGUGUCCUCAAUGAGGAUAAAAUUUCAUCUGAGAAGGACGUCUCAUCCUCGGUUCCUCAAUCCAUUUAUAGUAACACUUUGUUAGUGGACGAAAUGGAGCAUAAUGAAGUGAUUGAUGCCAUCCACACUCCUCGGCAACUUCUGAAUAAAUUUAUCUUCCAUGAACACUCCAUGAGAUUCUAUGAAGUUACUGAAAAGUUAAAGGAAAAUCAAUACUGCGAAGCUUGUCGUAUGGUAAUUAGCGGUCCUUAUUACAUGUGUGAAACAUGCACAGAUGAUACAAUCAAAUUUCAAAAUCCAAAUCCAUGGUACUACCUACAUGAAAAAUGCGCUACAUUACCACUUGAGAUACAAUUCCCUUUUCAUUCCAGCCAUCGUCUUGGCCUCUAUAAUUCUCAUUUCCCUAACAUUAUAUGUGAUGAGUGUAGAGAGGUAUGUUUUGGCUUCUUUUAUAGUUGUAAUGAGUGUGAUUUCAAGCUCGAUGUGAAAUGUGCUGCUCUAACAGCUCAUAAAACUGGUGUUUCGCAACUUAAAGAGAUGGAGAAAGUGGUCGAGUUACACCAUUUCACACACCCACAUAAGCUUGUCCUUGUCAAUUUUAUUGACCCUUCAUGGACAGCAAAUUGUCUCGUUUGCGGCGCGCGAAGCUUUGGUCUAGUCUAUGUUUGCCCCAACAGCAACUGCACCUAUCAAGCUCAUAAAUCUUGUCUUGAAUUACCACAAAAGAUUCAAGUCCCAUUUCAUUUGGAACACAUGUUGACUUUUUUCAGACCAGAGAAAUUAUAUGACUGCUAUGCUUGCCAUUUGUGGAUGCACCGUUUUAUAUAUAGUUGUGAACAAUGUGACCUUAAACUCCAUCCUUCAUGUGCCAAUUCAUUAAGGCGGCCUCUAAACUGUGUAUCCCACGUGCACAAUCUUUAUUAUUUUGGGACAAAUUUUCAGCUACACUUUGGAACAUAUAGUGAGCGUCCCUUUUGUCGUGUAUGUGAGAAAGAUUGUACAGGAGCCUUUAUUCGUUGUCUAGAAUGUGCCAUCAAUUUUCACUUGGAUUGUGUACCCAUACCUCGUAUUGUUCACUCCAAACGCCAUGUUCAUCAUUUAAGUAUGAAGGAUUCAUUUCUUGAAGAUGAUUCAGGAGAGUUUUACUGCGAUAUUUGUGAGAAAAAAAGAUGUCCAAAUGAUCAUGUAUAUUAUUGUGAAGAAUGCAACGGUUUAUUUGCCGUUCAUGUAGAAUGCGUGCUUACUAAGCAGGUUGAAGAUUAUACAACAGUACUUAUGCAAUCCCAAUAGGUUUGGAGUUAGACUUUGAGAAGAACUCUGCCCAGAGGAAGACAGAAAGAAUUGCUGAGAAAUUGCAGAGAAAAAUAAGAGAAUUGAAAAGGCAAAGGCAAAGUAUCAGAAGCUCCUUACACAGAGAUUGAAGGAGCAGAAAGAAUGUUGUAUGGAGGGGUUGUUCUCUUCUUCUGACCAAUCCUGUUGCCCUGAUUGUGGAGACUGGUUUUAAGCCAUGAGUUUCGUCCGCUGUGAAUGGCUAUGCUGCUGCUGUUCGUUUCUGUUGGUGGAAAGUUAUGUUGUUACUCGUUUAAGUUGUGUUGUAUCUCGUUUGGAUUAAUAAAAUCUCCAGUUUGAUCAA
This is a messenger RNA of Theobroma cacao (cacao), 2666 nucleotides long. The record is from RefSeq and is a predicted model, not a curated record. Lineage: Eukaryota; Viridiplantae; Streptophyta; Magnoliopsida; Malvales; Malvaceae.